AUGCUGCAUCAAGCAUUGGAACUCGUCGUGUAUUUCAUCGAACUGGAGGUCGUAAUUCGCGAAUUUCGCGUCACCGAAGAGAUUCGACGCUAG
Molecule: messenger RNA, 93 nt
Organism: Parastagonospora nodorum SN15
Lineage: Eukaryota; Fungi; Ascomycota; Dothideomycetes; Pleosporales; Phaeosphaeriaceae
Exons: 2
Coding region: 1-93 (30 amino acids)
Source: RefSeq, a predicted model, not a curated record